CACCGCCACCACCAUGUUAGCUUUGAAAAGCUCUCUCUUUUUCCUUCUCCUCUCUCUCCUCACCCUCCAGUGCCUCACCGCCGCCUCCGCCGCCUGCCAUGUGGACGACGAAUCGGGUCUCCUCGCCUUCAAAUCGGCCAUCACCCAUGACCCCUCCGGCAUGCUUCAAACCUGGAAGUCCGGCACGGACUGCUGCAAAUGGCGAGGUAUCACCUGCCAGUCUGGAAACCGGGUCACGAGUCUCGUCCUGGGCCAAUACGACGAACAGAAUAGCUUUUUGUCCGGUACAAUCUCGCCUUCUCUGGUGAAAGUGCAGAACUUGGAUGGAAUUUAUCUGCAGAACCUCCGAAAAAUCACGGGUCCUUUUCCGGCUCUUCUUUUUGGGCUGCCGAAACUCCUGGUCAUUUACAUCGAAGGCAACCAGCUUUCUGGCCCGCUUCCCCGAGAUAUCGGAAACUUGACCCAACUCUAUUCGCUGAGUUUUGAGGGUAACCGGUUCAGCGGGCCAAUACCGAGUUCGAUCUCCCAGCUGACUUUGUUGAGUCAGCUUAGACUCGGUGGCAACCUCCUCACUGGCACAGUGCCAGCCGGCAUCAGCCGGCUCAAGGACUUGAACUUUCUCAGCCUCGAACGGAACGGGCUCACUGGCAGCAUACCGGACUUCUUCUCCUCGUUCCCUUUCCUCCGGACUCUCCGACUUUCUCACAAUAAGUUUUUCGGGAAAAUUCCGAAUAGCAUUUCAAGCUUAUCUCCAAACUUGGCCUAUUUGGAGCUGGGCCACAACUCCCUAGUGGGACAAAUCCCAGAUUUUCUCGGAAACUUUACGGCAUUGGAUACCCUUGAUCUUUCCUGGAACCAAUUCUCCGGCACUGUGCCAAAAACUUUCGCAAAGCUCACAAAAAUAUUCAACCUCGAUCUAUCACACAAUUUUCUAGUCGAUCCCUUCCCAGAAAUGUCCGUUCUAUCGUACAAUCAUUUCCAUCUCGGUACAAUUCCAAAAUGGGUCACAUCAUCUGAUAUCAUCUACUCACUGAAGCUCGCAAAAUGCGGACUCAAGUUCAAACUAGGCGAUUGGAAGCCGUCGGAAACCUAUUUCUACGACUACAUCGAUCUCUCGGAAAACGAAAUCACAGCUAGUCCAAUCCACUUGUUGAACAAAACCGAUUACCUGGUAGGAUUUUGGGCCUCCGGCAACCAGCUGCGAUUCAAUUUGUCGAAACUUAGAAUCGUGAAGACGCUGAAGUACUUGGAUGUGUCUCGGAACAUGGUUUUCGGGAAGGUGCCUGAGGGGAUAACGGGGUUGGAGAAGCUGAAUGUGAGCCACAACCAUUUGUGUGGUCGGCUUCCUCCGUCGAAGUUUCCAGCGAGUGCGUUCCAGGGCAAUGACUGCCUGUGCGGGUCGCCACUUUCGGCUUGCAAAAAGAGUAAAUAAAAAUGAAGAGGUCGGUGGAAAUGGAAUAAAUAAGGGAAGCAACUUUUAGUGAAUAAUAAUAGUAAGGAGUUGUUUGGAAGUUUAGAUGUUUUUUUUUCUUCUGCGUUUUGAAGAUAUCAGAAAUGGAACAUUUUUACCCCUUACCUUUUUAAAAAUUACUUAGAUAUGGGAUGAGAAUAAAAAGCUUAUGUAAGGAUAUUUUUGUCUAAAAAAUAAUAUAUUUCAUUUUGUUUUAUAAGUAUUCCACUGGGUAACCUUAAAAGCUUCGGACAUUAUACUUUUCAAGAUAGGUGUCGUUUUUGUCGCCAAACAGGUCCUAACUUCUAAGAAUUUGGCUUAGCAUCAAUGCGGAAAAUAAUUGGCUUUCGGUAUGUUUGGAGAGACACAGGGUCACCUUUUCAAGCAUGGAAAUUUCUUUGGGAUAAGGCGAUUUGAUUGGUGGGAUCCAAACACAUAUCCUUGGGAUUUGACCGCCCAAAAUUAAAUCACAAUUUUCACAUGCUUCAUCUCUUCUGAAUCUCUGAUUGGAUAUUUUUGGUUGAAAACCCUAACUAAACUAACCCUAAUCCUUCCAAAUUUCUGCAGAUAAAAAGAGAUUCUAAUUCUAUUUUCAUCUGGAAGUUGAAGGAUUUUCUGCUAUGGAAGUCAAGGGAGGAGUAAAAGAGAGUCAGACGGUGGACAGUACAAACAAGGGAAGCGAUGGUUCCUCUGUUGGGAUUAAGUUUCUGUUCUUUGCAAGAGCUCGGGAUCUUACAGGCGGCCUCACUGAUAUGCCAAUGGAGGUGCCAUCGGGUAGCACAGCCCAUGACUGUCUGAAUAAGCUUGUUGCCAAAUUCCCGAGAUUGGAGGAGAUUCGUGGAUGCAUGGUCCUGGCAUUGAACGAGGAGUACACACCUGAGUCCACGGUUGUUAAGGACCGAGACGAAUUGGCCAUCAUACCUCCAAUAAGCGGAGGCUAAUUCUCUUCCCCACCAAUCUUUCGAGCUGUCUAAAAUUCAUGCAAAGGGAAGUUUCCUUGUGCCUUGUUGUGCAAAUCUGUCCAAAUAUUCAAAAACUUUCAUGAAUAAUCCUUGAGUUUCUCGUUAAGGGUGCCUCUUGAAAUCAUUUUACCUUCGAGAACCGAGCCAUUAAUGGAAAGAUUUGAUGAAGAAAUGCCAAUCCCAUUGUCAAAAUGGCUUCAUUUUCUGGAAUGACUUCAUUUUACAGCUCAGAGAUGAACUGAUAAAAGCUUUUGCAGAAAGCAAACUGCUUUUAUACGAGUAUGGGGCUCUGGAUUCAGUUGAUCAUCCAGAUUUUCAG
Vitis riparia (riverbank grape) is the source of this 2731-nucleotide messenger RNA. RefSeq names its product probable LRR receptor-like serine/threonine-protein kinase IRK. The record is from RefSeq and is a predicted model, not a curated record. Lineage: Eukaryota; Viridiplantae; Streptophyta; Magnoliopsida; Vitales; Vitaceae. Gene Ontology annotation, molecular function: protein binding.